Messenger RNA from Xiphias gladius (swordfish), 5971 nucleotides. RefSeq names its product pleckstrin homology domain containing, family O member 1b (gene plekho1b). The transcript has 6 exons. The record is from RefSeq and is a predicted model, not a curated record. Gene Ontology annotation, biological process: regulation of myoblast fusion. NCBI's taxonomy places the organism in Eukaryota, Metazoa, Chordata, Actinopteri, Istiophoriformes, Xiphiidae. Bases 260 to 1489 code for a protein of 409 amino acids. Gene Ontology annotation, cellular component: ruffle membrane; muscle cell projection membrane.
CCCUGGCCGGUCAGAGCGCAGCGGAGCCCGGCGUCAGCAGCACAGCGCAGCGGAGCGACGAGCAGAGUCACACCGAGGAUCACCAGCUGAGGAGCGGCGGAGGCUCCGGUCCUCCCUGCCGCACUUUAACCGCUUUUAAACCCGCUUCAUCUCCUUCUCCGGCCGCUCUGCCGCGCACUGUGGAGAAAUAACGGAGUUACCGUGAAAGUGGGGGAAGUAGCGACACUGGUCCGCCGCCGGCAGCCUGACAGCCGCCAGCAUGAAGAAGAACAACUCCGGGAAACGGGGUCCGCAGGACUCGGGGUCGCAGAACCUUCAGCCCGAUAAAGUCGGCUGGAUCAGAAAGUUCUGCGGUAAAGGGAUCUUCAGAGAGAUCUGGAAGAACCGGUUCGUGGUUCUGAGAGGAGAUCAGCUGUUCGUCUGUGAGAAAGAGGUGAAGGAGCUGGGUCGGGCUGACGAGGUGUUGGACCUGUCGGACUACGAACGCUGUGAGGAGAUCCGGAAGAACAAGAGUCGCAGCAAAAAGAACCACAGCAAGUUCAGGCUGCAGCGCUGCAGCACGCCAGGGAACACGGCUCCGAACCUGGUCUUCCUGGCUGUCAGUCCGGAGGAGAAGGAGUCCUGGAUCAACGUCCUGAAUGCUGCCAUCACUAGAGCCAAGAACAGAAUCCUGGAUGAGGUGACAGUAGAAGACUCUCAGCUGUCCCAUCUGACUCGAGAUCGAGUGAAGAUUCCUCACAACCGCAGACUGCCGACUAGAGGCCACCUGCUGGCCGUGGCCUCCACGUCCUCCUCAGACGGGAUGCUGACUCUAGAUCUGAUCCAGGAGGAAGACGCUCCGUCUCAGGGAGCUAUCGGCUGCGAUGACUUUAGGGUCAACCUGGACAAGUCUCACCUCGGUCCAGAUUGUCCCAGGUCCAAAACUGACGGUGCCCUUUCUGCCAGAACCGGGGAGGCUUCUGGGAAAUCCCAUAGCCUUCCUCGUGAGGUGGCGGUGGUGUGGGAGCAGACGGGUUCCGCUCAAACUCCUCAGCCUGGAAAACGUCUGACGACGGCAGAGAAAAACCGCUGUGCCUCCAUGGACGAGAUCCUGUCGCAUUCAGAGACCAAAGCUGCUAAGAACAAGACUGCAGCAAUGUCUCGUUCACUGGCCUCGACGCCGACCGGAACCACGACGCCCAUCACCCAGCUGCAAGAGCUGAUCAGACAGAAGCUGGAGAAGACGGAGCGGCUGCUGACGGAGGUGCGGGGGGAGGCUGAGGGGGAGGCCAGGGAGUGGGGGAAGGUGAAGAGGAAGGAGCCGGCUGAAGCAGUGCAAGGCGAAGCUGAGAGACUCCUGAAGGAGGCAGCGGUGGCCUGGAGUCAGGCCCGGGAGGUGCUGGAGGAGGUGAAGGAGCUGAGGGUGUUGUACCUACGACUGGACCCCUCCUCCCCCAUCACCCCCUCCAACAGCGCCAAACUGAAACCAGACCGCAAGAGCCUGAUGUAAAAUGGAGGUACUGACUCAUUCUGAUACGAGCCGGUUUAAGGUCUGGUCCCGGACUUCAGACAAAGCUGCUGAGAACUGGACGAACCACUUUUAAAUUAUUUGGAAAAAUUCAGGUUUUAAUUUUCAGCUGUCGGGAGGAACCAGGACUGUCCUGCUGACUGAUUCAGCUCGGUGCCCAGGGACAUCAAACUUCUUCAGAAAAACAAUGUUAAAGCAUAGAUUUAGCUAUAGUCCCACCCUUCUGUAGUAUCCUCAGGCUCUCAAAAACCCCUUUUUUCAGUUGCACGAACUUCCUCAGAAACAAAACUACCGGAAAACACUUGAAUUACCUUUACAGGAAACUUACCUGACGUCUUUUUAAGGGAAGGGAAUAAAAAUCUGAGUUUAUAAAUGAAGAAAAACCUUGGAUACUUGAUCUCCCUCAUUUCUGUCCACUGCUCUGGAUCCAUUUUAUUUUGCUCCAUGGUUUCCUUUGGAAUAUUCAUGUCUAUAGGGAAAUGAAGGAAGGAAGAUGAAGUUUAAUGCAGCUGGGCACUGGACUGUAGGAGCAGCUGACGGUACGAAUGCAGGGUACAUAUGGAGGAGGAUUUGUUGAAUCCUUUAAAAGUGGAGGACUCCUCCGAAUGUGACGGUACAUGAGCAGAAGUUCGGACUCAUCACAUUUAUUUUGACUGAUCUUAAUGCUGAUUAUCCUACCGCCUGGAUGAUUUUUGGGAUAAACUUUUUGUUUUCCUGCCUCUCGGUGCACUUUGGCACCUGACCGACAGGUUUCUUAUUUUUAAACCACGGAGGAUGAUCUGUAUGAAAUAAAAAAGAUUCAGCUGAUCUGACGAUACUCAGUAGCAGAAAUGGAAUGUGCAUUAGGGUCUUUGACUUUGGGAAUAAACACGUGAAUAAUUAUUCUAACCCUUAGGUUCAUUUACUAGCUUUUUCCAGAGCUUUUGACUCUUAUCUUGCAGCCGUCUUCAAGAAAACAAGUUUACUCAGUUGUCAUUAAUUGGUUGGCUUUAGUAGCAUUUUAUCAAAUCCUCUCAAAUCCCUUUUCCAAUCUAAUGAGUUUCAACUUUAUUUGCAAGUUCUUCGCCCGUUUGGUGACUUGAUAUCUUUAAAACCAGUCAAUGUUGUGACUGGUUUUGGUCUGGGGCUGAGUUUGAGGACGUCAGAUCAGAACCAGUCCCAACUGGAGUUGGCAGGAGGAAGAUCAUGGAAGACAUUCCCAUCACCAGUUACCAUCUCCCCCAUAUACAACCACCUAUUAUCAUCUGACAGUUGUUAGUUUAGGACACAUGAGCAAGAUCCUCUCACUAAAGAAGGCUGUGAGGUAUGGUCGAAAGCUCUGGAAAAAGCUGGUAAGUAAAUGCUGGUUUCGACUCAUUUAUCACAGAUACAUCAUGCAUGUUUGAUGACUGACAUGUUUCCAAGAUUGACGGGGAAUCAUUGGGUUUUGUGUCUCUAUAUGUGAUCAGCAGGAAUCCAUAAACAGUGAUCAUCAGAGUGAUCAAAUCUUAAGACCCCCACAAAACCCAACUUACCUCUGGAAAGUUUCCACCAUGAUCUGUUCACACCACACAGUCUGAUUAGUAGAGUUUUGGUCAGUUUUGGAGGAGUGAAAGUAGCGGGCUUUGAGCUACUCUCUCAGGCUCUCUUUAGCCACGCUAGUAAUAUUCUUAAAGUUGGGGAUGUGAAAUGAAACAGUUUUCUCUGAAUCUGGUUUUCUAGGUGUUUUUUUUGGGGUCGGAGUCCGUUUCAGUUUGUGUAUAAACUGAGUUUGUGUACAAACUCACAGAUCCAUGUCAGGACAGGUACGAUUUUUUUUGACCUGUAAAGAGUUCUAGACGAGUUUAAACAGAUGCUAUGCACUAGGGGUCGACCGAUUAUCAGCCUGGCCGAUUAUCAGAUCUGAUAUUAACCGUUUUUAGGAUUAUCGGAAUUUUUUUUUUUUUUUUGUAUCUGAUUGCUGAUACAAUAAAUUAAUUUUAAAAAAAUGCACUACUUUCUGAUGCAGCCAUCUCUCGGUCUAUAGUCACCAUCAGUGGUCUUGAGCAACGUCCCAACCACGGCACUAUCUGAUCGGUUACACAUCACGAGUAAUAGCCUAUCAAAACUGAAGGCUACAGGCACAAACGGAUACAGAGAAACACGUUCGCUGACUGGAGCAGCUCAGGUGAGCGAGCGGAGCUGUGUGUUGAAGGUAUGCCCGAGCGUUAAGACUCGAAUGUUGCUGAAGUUGCAAAACACUAAAAUCUUAUGAACAAGUUAAUUUGUUGAUCAAAGACACAUCGAGCAAGAGAGAGCGAGCGUGAGAGGGAGAGAGAGAAGCCAUCGCUAACUGCUAAGCUGAGCUAACUGGCAGAUUUUAACGGCCUGUAAACAACUGUGGGAUUAGCGAGAAAAGUCGCUAAACGAAGGAGAGAUGUGAGAGUGACUGAGCAGAACUAGUGUAAGUUUAAAUGUACAGCGGUUAAUUAGCCGCAGUAAUUAAGACAACAACAUCGGCUGGGUUGAGAUAAAACUAUUAUGGGACAUUUUGAUGCUACCAGGUGAAUAUGCAGGUAUUUUUCCCAGGUGAAAACUGCACCGAAAGCAACCAGUAAAUUUGGGUCAGGCACUUUGCAGCCUCUGCAAACAACCGAUAAUUACCGAUUUACGCUCAGUUGGCAGUUUAUCGGGUACAGCCAGCUAACACUAGGUAAAACUAAUUUCAGUCUGAUCCAACAGUCCUGCAUUAAAUCGUCCUUCAUGAAGGUUCUAAUGUUCAGUUUUUAUCAAAGUUGAGGGAGUCGUUGAAUCUACUGUAGAGGCUGUACUGUGUGGUGCUGCUGAGCUGUACUUAAAUACACAGAGAGGUGUGUCUGUUAUUUGGCCUACCUUCAUUGAUAUAAGGGGGAUUGGCAAAAAUAACAGAAACACCUGGACACCAUGGCGGAUGUCCACAGACAUAAUGUAGCAGUAGUUUUGUGUUGGAGUUUGUUUUUCUUAAUUUUGACACCGAGAUUUUCAUUUUGACUGGAAAUGUAUAUCGGUUCCGAUUAUCGGUUAUCGGUCUCCUCGAUUACUAAUAAUUGGUAUCGGCCCUGAAACACCAUAUCGGUCGACCCCUACGAUGAACGCUGUGUGAAGAACGGGGUGCACUUUCCUCUUCCGUCCCUGCAGUGAGUCCACCUCAGCGUCUUGUGAAUGUGAAUGUUGUCUGAGACACACUGGAGGCUGCAGCCUUCAGUCACAGCUGGAAACUCAGACUCAGGUCUAUAUGUUUGACAAGAACCAGACUGAUUCUCCCAAUGAACUCCACCGUCCUCAGGAAACCUGAAGGCCAAACAGAUAACACCACAGCCUUCAGUCUGUGUCUCUACAGAUCAGAACAAGGCGAACAAUUUACAAUCAAGUAAACAACGAGUCAAACAAACUACGGUAAACAUCAGUCAUAUUCGGUUUGAUGGAAACAAACUAGGACCUAAUGGACGAAUUGAUUUAUUUCCCUGCUCCACUUUCUGAUGUGACCAGGACUUUAGUCAAAAUUAAAAGAAAACAAGUCAAACUAUGAGCCGUUAAUUCACAAUCCUGACUACAAAGUAAAGAGUAGUUUGAUUUUUGUCUUUCCUAACAUAUUUUCCUUUUUGUGGGUGAAUCCAGCUUCUAAAGGACCUGAUCCCGUUGUGAGGAACAAUCACGAAAUGAAGAUUGAUUGUGAAAAUAGAACACUUUGUGUAUCUGGAUGAAAUGAGCUGUAUCUCUGGUGGAAAACAAAACACCUGUAAUUAAAGACAGAUUUCUUAUUUGUUUUGCGGUCGGACAGACGUUUGCACUGGAACAUUUGGAGACUUGACCACCUGUGCAGUUUAAUACAAUCACCAAGUUUUACUGAGAAACCCCGCCCUCCACACACUUUUGUACCGUUAAAGCUUCCUGGAGUUCAACUGGUUUCUGUUCUGUGUGUGUUGGUAGAUGAAGUGUGGUAGCAAUAAAAAGUAAGGACGUCAGGCCAAAGACAAUGCAAAGGUAGAAAAACAAUCAUCUUCAGUCUUUGAUUUUACUGAUUCAACCACUUUGUUUGGCAUCACAGACUCAUCAAUGUCAGAAAUUUGCACAGAAAUCAUACAUCUGAAAAUAAAGGAUUCAGAAAACACACAAAUCAUCAGUGAGCCUAUGGUCCUCCAGAAAAACCACAAACAGCUGGAUAAAACCAGCAGCGCUGCCCCACAGGCUGCGGGGCCUGAACUCUUAGUGUCACAGGAAGGUCGUCAGGUUUGGUUCCAUCACACCUGCAGAGACCAAAACCUGAGCUCACCUACCGUCAACCUGGGCCGUAAAUGGAGACACUGAAAAAAUACUGGACUAAAACCACAAACGGAUUACAUUUUGGUCCCGAUGAAACAAACCAGAUCAAACGAGUUAAUUAUAUUCAUGUUGCCGCCUUUGGACAGAGCCAGGCUAGCUGUUUCCCCCUGUUUCAAGUCUUUAUGCUAAGCUAAGCUAGCUGUU